GAAUACAGUGAUCGCCGUCACCAGUGACCACGGCGAACACCUUGGAGACCACGGUGAGUGGGCCAAGUCCAGUCCCUGGGAGCCCUCUGUGAAGAUCCCUUUGAUCCUAGCCGGGCCUUCUAUCCGGAAAGAUGCCAUCGAGGAGGCCCCUGUGUCCCUGAUCGAUGUGCCACGUACGCUGCUGGAUUUUGCUGGCGCAACGCCUGCACAGGCCAUGGGAGGCUACUCCCUGCUCCCGACUCUGCGUGGAUCCGGGCCGGUCGAGCGACCUGCGGUGCUCAGCGGCCUUUACAUGCCGACAUGGGAGGAUUCCGGCUGGCUCACUCUCAGUGAGUACUUUGAAACUGUCGCGGCGCUGUUCAACGGUGGGCAAUUUCUGAAGCUGGUUUGCUGCCCUCGCGGCUGCUCCAAACAGGGCACGCUGCUACCUUUCUCCAGCUGCUUGCCUGCCACGCGUAAAGAGUUCAAGACUGUUCAAGAUCUGCACAGCAGGAUGUUUGGUUUGAGUAUGUUUGAGUCUCGAGUUUAG
Symbiodinium necroappetens is the source of this 529-nucleotide messenger RNA. The record is from the annotation of a GenBank genome assembly. Lineage: Eukaryota; Dinophyceae; Suessiales; Symbiodiniaceae.